UUUCUGCUAAUUUAUUAACGAAACGAAAACAAAUAUAAUGGGAAACCAAGACGAACUCAGUACCGGAGCCAAGCAGAAGUUUGUAGAGGCGGCUGCACGUGCCAAAAAUCCACUCGACACAUUGCCAUACGAGAAGUACACGGCUCCGUCCGGCGAAGAGUUUAAAUUGAUAUGCCGCACAAAGAGCGAUGCCGAUGCGAAAACAAUAAAAUGGGCCUUUAAGCUGGCAGAAACAAACGUGGGGCCCUACUACAAACAAUUGAAAAUGGGCUGGCAGCCCAAAAUAAAGGCGGCGGAGCACAACAAGAACUGGGCCCGCUAUCUGGUGGCUCAAAACGACAAGAAAGAGAAUGUGGCCUAUUGCAUGUUUCGCUUUGACAUGGAAAACUACGACUGUAUACUCUAUUGCUAUGAAAUGCAUGUUGCGGCCAGCUCUCAACGCAAAGGCCUGGGACGGUUUAUGAUGCAAGCGCUGGAGGAUUGUGCCCGCCACUGGAAUCUCGAGAAGGUCAUGAUUACAGUGCUAAACAACAAUGAGAAUUCCAUAUCGUUCUACAAGAAGCUCGGCUACACCAAGGACGAAACAUCGCCGGAUGUUACAGAAGAGGCCGAAUACCAGAUCUUUAGCAAGUCCACAUUGGGCUGAAUAUUUAUUGGAUUACCAGAGAGAAUACAUGCAAGAAAGAUUAAUUAUUUCAACAAA
This is a messenger RNA of Drosophila persimilis, 703 nucleotides long. It is a transcript of the gene Naa40, whose product is annotated as N-alpha-acetyltransferase 40. Gene Ontology annotation, cellular component: nucleus. Gene Ontology annotation, molecular function: histone H2A acetyltransferase activity; histone H4 acetyltransferase activity; protein N-terminal-serine acetyltransferase activity. The record is from RefSeq and is a predicted model, not a curated record. The coding region runs from base 38 to 646 and encodes 202 amino acids. The transcript is spliced from 2 exons. Lineage: Eukaryota; Metazoa; Arthropoda; Insecta; Diptera; Drosophilidae.